Molecule: messenger RNA, 2145 nt
Organism: Theobroma cacao (cacao)
Lineage: Eukaryota; Viridiplantae; Streptophyta; Magnoliopsida; Malvales; Malvaceae
Biological process (GO): mRNA destabilization
Cellular component (GO): cytoplasm
Molecular function (GO): mRNA binding
Source: RefSeq, a predicted model, not a curated record
UUGUUCUCUCUCACUGCCUUUUCUACUUCACUCUCUGCAGAAAAACAAAAACCCCGCUGUUUCUCUAUAAUCGAAAGCGGGAACCCUAGCGGGUGCCCGAUCCGUCAGAUCGGGUCCGGUCUUUUCCCGGUCAAUUGGGUUUCUGAAGAUUGUUUGAUAUUUCGAUAAUGGCCGGUGAAAAGAUGAUGGACAAUCCUGAACCUGUGAGUGCGGUUUUGAAGUCAGAAGUUGUUGCCAAAUUGGCUGAGCAGGAUGUGCCUUCUGGAAAAGUUGGAAUGCCAUCUGAUUUGACUUCAACAAUGUCUUCUUCAACAUAUCCUUCUUCUGGUGUGAAAGGUGAGAGUCAUCAAGACUUGGUUGGAGAACCUGGUGUCAAUCAACCUACUAGCUUUUACAAUUAUUACUACCCAGGAUAUAAUGGGUCACUCGUUCAAUCUGAUGAUAACAGUUAUUUUCUUGCCAAUGGUUCACAUACGGGUAUGCAAUCAGAGAAUGGUUCACUGGUCUAUUAUAUGCCUGGCUAUAACCCAUACGCAACUGGGACUCUAAUGGGUGUUGAUGGACAAUGCGUUGGCCAACAACCAUAUUUUUCAUCAGGAUAUUUUCAGCCUCCUGUUUCCUAUGGAUCAGAAGCCAUGCCUUGUUACAUAUGGGAUUCAACAUAUGCUGGAGAGGUUUUAAAUGGAAAUGUUGACGGUUUUGGAAAUGUAAACUAUGGUUCGGGUUCUGCUUUUGCAAAGUCGAAUGGUUUCAACUCUUUGAAAUCAAAUGGCCUCGUUGGUACAAAAUUACCAAAAUCUACUCAUACACAGCCUAUCAAAGCCCUAAACAAGGGGCCUCAUUUGGGUUCUGAUCUAUCGGCAGGAUCUUAUGGAUACCACCCAGCUGGAAAAUCUCCAUCAUUUAACAACCAAAAGGAAGGUCUUUUCCAACAUAAUGGUCCUAUGAACUACAGACUAAAUGGGAGAGGAUGGAAUCAAAAUGAUAGAUACAAGAAAUCCAACAGAGAUUUUGACUUUCAAAACUCAGCUGAAGUAACUCGUGGUCCAAGGGCCUGGAAUAGGGUUUUGGACUCUUCUGUCAAGAGGGAAGACUUGGGGCUCACUUUAUGUAAAGAUAAAUACAACCCACUAGAUUUCCAAACUGAGUAUGACAAUGCAAAGUUCUUUGUCAUUAAGUCUUACAGUGAGGAUGAUGUUCACAAAUCCAUGAAGUAUGAUGUGUGGUCGAGUACUCCAAAUGGUAAUAGGAAGCUAGAUGCAGCAUUCCAUGAAGCAGAAGCUAGAGAAAGUGAGACUGGCACAAAAUUUCCGAUCUUCCUCUUGUUCUCGGUGAAUGGAAGUGGACAGUUUGUUGGCUUAGCUGAGAUGAUUGGGAAGGUGGACUUUAAUAAAGAUAUGGACUUCUGGCAACUGGACAAGUGGAAUGGUUUCUUCCCUGUUAAGUGGCAUGUUAUAAAAGAUAUCCCUAACAAGGAGUUGUCCCACAUCAUCCUAGAAAACAAUGAGAACAGAUCUGUAACUUAUAGCAGAGACACUCAAGAGAUUGGUCUCAAGCAAGGGUUAGAAAUGCUGAACAUUUUUAAAAGAUACUCAGCAAAAUCAUCAUUGUUAGAUGACUUUGGAUUUUAUGAAAAUCGAGAAAAGACUCUUAAUGCAAAAAAGAAUUACAAGCCCGUUACUCUACGAAACAAGGAAGAUGAUUUUACCAAGCAAACUAAAGCAGGAGAGAGGAAAGUGGAAGAAGACUUGAGGAGGACCAAGAAAACCAGUGAUGCAACAUCCCUCAUCAAUCUCACCAAAAAUCUGUCCCUCAAUGGCUGCACUCUAAAGAACAGUGCUGUAAAGAACCCAAUAGAAAGUUCAUUUCCUUCCUUCCCGACACCAUAGCUAUUCAACUAAUAGUAGUUAAGAUCAGCUAGGAGGGUUAUUUUCUGUUGCAGUCUUCUUCCUUUAUCUUUUUACUUUAAAAUUCUUUUUCGGGUUUCUUAGUUAGCAAGCAGUGAAUUUGAAUUAGCAUUUGUUGGAAGAUUAUGGUUCAUUUCUGAAAUAGUUAAGUUCUUUGCUUGUCGAAUCCAGUUCCUUACAGAAUAAUAACAUAUCGGAUCAAUAUGAUGAUUGGUAUCUGAUUUAAAGAUCGAUUCAA